AUGCUGGCGUGCUGUGGACUCUCCAUCUCUCGCCAUGGGAGGCAAGCCCUGGGUUUAACUCGCAGUAUUUUUACAAGUGCAGUUGCCAUGCAAGCACCCCAGCCGUUCAGGCAGAUACCCAAGGCCCAUGUGCUCGCCAAGACCGAUACGCCCAAGACCUUAGUCGACGUGGCUAAAGCAUACCCUGACCACCCGUUGAUGCAGUUUUUCCAGAUGGCGCCUACUGAAGUUCCCAAGGAAGGCUCCCAAGGAAGACACGCAGAUGAACGUGAAACUAUUCAGGUGCCUCAAGCUGUAACAGAAGCUGAUCUCUCGCACGAUCACAGCUCGCGCGCCUGGCUCGCCCCAGAGCUACGCCGUAAGAGUAGCGCAGACUUGCACACAUUGUGGUAUGUGCUUCUGCAUGAGCGCAAUAAACUCGCUACUAGUUGGGAAGAGCUGAAGCGCCACAGUGCACAGGGUGCAGCACACAUGCUUGGUCAGAGUCUCUCGUACCGCCAUCACAGGGUCCGAAAAUCCAUGGCGCGCAUUAAGUUUGUGCUGAACGAACGUCGACUGGCUCUGAUCGAAGCGCAGAGCCGCGCUCGUGAGGAAGUCGACGUCCCUCCCUUGGAGAAUGAGGGCGAUAUUUUUGAGGAGUCGCCCCAGGCUUCUUAG
Messenger RNA from Malassezia restricta, 657 nucleotides. RefSeq names its product large subunit ribosomal protein L47. Gene Ontology annotation, molecular function: structural constituent of ribosome. The coding region runs from base 1 to 657 and encodes 218 amino acids. NCBI's taxonomy places the organism in Eukaryota, Fungi, Basidiomycota, Malasseziomycetes, Malasseziales, Malasseziaceae. The record is from RefSeq and is a predicted model, not a curated record. The transcript has 2 exons. Gene Ontology annotation, cellular component: mitochondrial large ribosomal subunit; mitochondrial ribosome. Gene Ontology annotation, biological process: mitochondrial translation.